AACAGACAAACAAACAGACCCAACUACUGUACUCUCGCUGCGCAUGCGCGCCGAGGGUAAUAACUCUCGCUGCGGAUGCGCGCCGAGGGUAAUAACUUUUUCACUACAUAAUGCAGGUUGAAUUGUGUCGGGAGAGCUGUUCGCUCAUUAAUCUUGUUCACUGUCGGAAUAAAUGUGUGAACGAGACUUAUGAUACCCCAGACUCCAGUGCCUGCCAAGUCUGUAGAAAAGAUGCUUGUGACACUGGCUGCGAGGUAAAGCAAGAGCUGCAAGCUAUAGAUGAAGAAGGCACAGAUCCUAAUGCUCUUCCCCCAGCUCCGAACGGCCGCUUGGAGCUCACAAUAGCUGAUGCAUCAGAUGACGUUUCUCCUCACACCAGUGAUGCAGGACUCUACACGAUGGACCCCAGUGGAGCUGUCCCACAAGAGUCUAACUCCAGUGCAGUAAUACGACACCCCACAGUAAUCAUUCUUAGAGUUAGCGGAAGAAAACACAAGUAUGUUUGGUUGACAAGUUUUGAAGAGAUACUCAAUCUCACGGCAUAUGCGUGUGAGGAGGUAAGGAUUCAACUUGGAGCUAUCAACAAGUUUGGACUGGCUCCCACCAGCUACAGCCCACACACUUCCCUCAGUGUCGAGGUUUAUGGAGAGUCUCUGCCUACUUGUGCAGCCCACCCAAAGAAUGUCAACUUUAUAAAAGAAAAGGUCAACAUGACCGGAUACUGGAAACAUGCUAACGUCAUCGUACACUGGAAGAGACGAGAAAAAGGCUUUGAGCUCCUGGAUCACUACGAGGCAAGAUUCCAGUUGGAGAAACCAGAUGAGCAGCCGUACUGCAGGCCAACAAAUCUCACCAAGAGAGUUGAAAGUGGUUUGUAUUGCAUACAGAGGAGUAUUACUGGUGACGACUUAAGAUGGAACAUUUCAGCUGGAGCUGUGGGAGAUGGACCAGUCAGUGACUGCCACUACACUGUUACGAUCGAGGCAGUGUCCUUGGAUCGUAGUAUAUGUCCAACCUAUCCACCAGAUGUUCACAAAGUCCAUAUCUCUAGCUUGGACACGACGCCAGUUCCGCUGGACCUGCAGUGGGGUCAGGAGUGGGACGACAAGACAGGCAACUUCACCUACAACCUGGACUGGAGCAUGCCAGACGACACAAACGUCCAGAGAGCUGUCGGGUCAUUCGAGGUCCUAGUUGAUCUCAUUGCCCCUGACAACACUUAUGAGACUCUGUCCUCUACAGUCUACUUUACAAAUGCAAGCAGUGGACUGGCCUACCAUCACACUCAGAGGGUCAAGUAUGAUGAGAAAAACUUCAAACAUCAGAUAACACUAAAAUCCCAUCCAGGAGACCUCUCACUAGCUGUGUUAAUCCCUUCCCAGCGCAAACAGACCUUCUCUGCAGAGGCCCUACCACCAGCUCAGGUGGUGGGUGUGACUGCCGAGCUGAUCACACCGAUCGCAGAGUCCAAGACUUCUACUGUUACACUGGACAUUGCCGUGGCAUGGGGGGAGGUUGAGGCUGAGGUGGCCUAUUAUCAGCUGAGGGUAGCACGUGACAAUACAACUGGUCCACUCCAAUACAUGAAAUUCAACCAACUGAACCUACAGCUACCAUUAGUGGACUCAGAGUGGCACUGGGCAACUGCAGACCAUGUCUCUACAUACAGGUAAAGGCAGUGACACAUUUCAUGGCAGAGAGUCCAUGGAGUGAUGCUUUCUGCCUAGAACUACCUCAUUUUGCCCCCACUACCAGCACUCUGCCCUCUACUGUGGAAUCCAAUGCAGGUACAAUAUGGAGCUAAGUCCUCAAUUGAUGUGUCUCAACAUUGAAACUGAAAAUGAAUAUACAUAGACCAUGGGGCAUUAGAAAAAUAAUGGAGGCAAACGGUGUGUAAAGUAAUCGCCCUUGAGCAUUUAAUGUGAAAAAAUAGGGACCAAGCACCCAAAAAUACGAAUUAAUUAUUAUCACGUUGUAAUACAUGCUUAAAGCUAAUGGCUUGAUUUGGCAAGAGCACACAGACGGCUGACUCUGUCACGGAAUGGCUGUAGUCUGACAUAAACAACCAACUCAGAGACUAGGUGAAGGUCCAGUUUUGCAGCUGUUGGCACUCCAUGCGACAGCCACCAGACAGACUGUAUGUGCUUCACUGCUUGUUCUGUGACCCAGUAUACUACUAAGAUUCUUAAUUCUGUCUGGGGAUUACUCUUGCUGAUUGUUUAACUAAGAAACACGGCAUAUAACACAAACUCCUUUCAUUAUAACCAACACAUGUAUGCAAACAAUGAACUAGAAAAGGUAAAAGAGUGUACUCAAUAGGUUCUCCAAUAGAAACUUGUGGAGCAAGCACAGGGCUAAACACCCUCGGCGCGCAUGCGCAGCGAGGGUUACUUGGUCCGUAACUUUUCUGUCUGUCUGUCUGUUACCAAAUUUUCUGCCACCACGCGCAUCGAGACAACGAAAG
Geodia barretti is the source of this 2464-nucleotide messenger RNA. The record is from the annotation of a GenBank genome assembly. Lineage: Eukaryota; Metazoa; Porifera; Demospongiae; Tetractinellida; Geodiidae.